AUUCCGGGUCCGAAGGUUCCGGAGCGGCUCCGGCCGGGAGCGGCUCUUUCGAUCCCGGAGGAAUUUUGGGAGCGGUUCCCGGAUCCCAAAGGAAUUUUUGGGAACAUUUCCCUCAGUCCCAGAGGAUUUUUGGGAGCAGUCCCUGGUGAAUUUUUGGGAAAGUUUUCCUCGAUCCUGUAGGAUUUUUGGGAACAUUUCUUGGUGAAUUUUUGGGAAUAUUUCCCUCUAUCCCGGAGGAUUUUUGGGAAUAUUUCCUGGUGGAUUUUUGGAAAUGUUUCCCUCGACCAUGGCGAAUUUUUGGGAAUAUUUCCCUUGAUCCCAGAGGAUUUUUUCGGGACAUUUCCUGGAGGAUUUCUGGGAACGCUUCCCGGAUCUCGGGAAAUUUUUGGGAACUUUUCCCAGAUCGAGUUCCCAGCCCCAGUUCCCGCCCUAUCCCUGGAAUUUCCCCUUCCCUGCAGGAUUUGGGUUGGAAUGGGAUCGGGAAUGGGAUCGGGAAUCCCGACCCCGCUGCUGCUCCUGCUGCUCUCCGUGCUCCAUCCCAUAAUAGGGAACGUGCCCGAGCCGCUGCUGGUGCUGGAGGGGCGGGACCGGGCCGGGAUCCGGCUCCGGUGCGUCCCGGAGCGCCCGUUUCCCCAAAUCCGGCUGCUCUGGAGCGGCGCCGGCGGCGAGAACCUGACGGGAAUUGCGGAGCCGGAGGGCUCCGGGAGCGCCGGGAAUACCGGGAAUACCGGGAGCGCCGGGAUCUCGCUGCUGCUCCGGCCGGGAUCCGGGAACGCCGCCUCCUGCCGCGCCCUGGACCCGCAGCUCGGCGCGGCCGCCGAAUCCUCCGUCGUCAUCGCCGGGGACAACCAGAUCCUGGCUCAGGAGAGAAAAUCCCAGCAGCAGAUCCAGGAGGAGAUCGAGGAGCUCAGGAUGGAGCUGGAGGAGGAGAUGGGAAAAUUCCAGAGGGAGAGUCAGGACAUGGCGGCGAGAAUCGAGCAGAUCCGGGCCCAGCUUGACUUCAGGCGGGCUCAGAGCCACGCAGUGUCCCUGACCCUGGACGAGCGCUGCCACCACCCCUCUGUGGCCAUCCAGGGCCGGUCCCUGCUGGCCGCAGCUCCGGGCUCGGGGCUCUGCCGGGCUCUGGCCGUGGCCCGGGAGGGAUUUUCCAGCGGGAAGCACUACUGGGAAGUGGAGCUGGGCCUGGGACACGGCUGGGAGCUGGGCGUGCUGGCCGAGGAAAUCCGGGAUUCCCUGCGCAGUUCCUGGGGGAAUUCCCAGAGGGAUUCCCUGCAGAAUUCCCUGAAUGAGUCCCCACAGGAUACCCAGUGCGAUUCCCAGGGAGAUUCCAUGCACAAUUCCCCGCAAGAUUCCUUGCACAAUUCCCUGCGCGAUUCCCAGCUGGAUCCUCUGCCCAAUUCCCAGCACUACUCCAUGCUCAAUUCCAUGUACAAUUCUAUGCACAAUUCCCAGCUGGAUUCCCUCCAGGAUUCCCUGCACAGUUCCAAUUCCCAGCCCAAUUCCCAGCUGGAUUCCCAGCCCAAUUCCCUGCAGGAUUUCCCGCAGAGUUCCAAUUCCCAGCCCAAUUCCCAGCUGGAUUCCCAGCCCAAUUCCCUGCAGGAUUCCCCACACAGUUCCAAUUCCCAGCCCAAUUCCCUGCAGGAUUCCCCACACAGUUCCAAUUCCCAGCCCAAUUCCCAGCUGGAUUCCCAGCCCAAUUCCCACCUGGAUUCCCCGCCCGCCAUCCCCGAGGCCAAGGCUCCAGGCCUGCAGUAUUCCCGGGGGGAAUUCCGCCUGCCUGGCGGGAAGCUGCAGAGGAAUUCCGGGCGCUGCCGUGUGCUCGGGGUGCUCCUGGACCAGGAGCGCCGCCUCCUCUCCUUCUUCGACGCCGAGGAGAAGCAGCGCCUGGGAUCUGUCCCCCUGCAAAUUCCGGGGAAUCUCUUCCCAUUCUUCAGCCCAGGAAGUGCCGGGAAUGCUCUGGGGAUCCGGCCCGUGGGGGUCUGAAACCUCAGGGAUUUUUGCUGCUAAAAAUUAAAUGAACUUUUAAAUAUUCAAUUAUUCCCACUAUAAUAUUCCAAUCAUCCCCUUAUCUGAACUCUGACCGUAGCACAAAUUCUCAUUUAAAUAUUGAAGUAAUAUCCAUUUUAAUAUUCCAAAUAUUCCCUAAUCAUAACUCUAACCCUAACCCAAGUUCCAAUUCAAAUAUUCAAAUUAUUUCCAUUUUAACAUUCCAAUUAUCCCCAACCCCUAACCUAAAUUCCCAUUUAAAUAUUCAAAUUAUUCCCAUUUUAAUAUUCCAACUAUUCCCUAACCGGAACCCUGACCCUGAACCUGACCUAAAUUCCUAUUUAAAUAUUCAAAUUAUACUCAUUUUAAUAUUUCAAAUAUUCCCUAACCUGUCCCUGAUCCUGAUCCUGACCCAAAUUCCCAAUUAAAUAUUCAAAUUAUUCCCAUUUAAAUAUUCUAAUUAUUCACAUUUAAAUGUGCCAAUUAUCCCAUAACUCAAACCUUAACUCUAAACCAAAUUCCCACCUAAAUAUUCAAAUUACUUCCAUUUUAAUAUUACAAUUAUCCCCUAACCCAAUCCCAUUUAAAUAUUCAUAUUAUACGCAUUUUAAUAUUCCAAAUAUUCCCUAACCUGACCCUGAUCCUGACCCUUACUCAAAUUCCCAUUUAAAUAUUCUAAUUAUUCCCAUUUUAUUAUUCCAAUUAACCCCUAACCCCAAUGUGAUAAAUAAAUUACAUUGCUUAGGCUUUUGCAAAAUAUUAAAAUAGAAACUAUGUGAUGUUAAA
Oenanthe melanoleuca is the source of this 2772-nucleotide messenger RNA. Its product is annotated as butyrophilin-like protein 9. The transcript is spliced from 10 exons. Bases 472 to 1983 code for a protein of 503 amino acids. Gene Ontology annotation, molecular function: protein binding. The record is from RefSeq and is a predicted model, not a curated record. NCBI's taxonomy places the organism in Eukaryota, Metazoa, Chordata, Aves, Passeriformes, Muscicapidae.